UACAAGCUAUGGCGUUUGGAAUCAGCAAAACGAAAAACAAGAAAAAAGCAAAUAAGGUCGUGGAAGUUGUAGAUAAAGAAGCAUCCGUUGUCAAGGCGAAUGGUCAAGUCAAUUCAAGAUUAGACGAAGAAUGGCAACGACGUGAUAAUGAUUUCAUUCGUGAGGAGAACGAACGAUGCCUCAAAGAAGCACUAAUGUUAUCCAAACUCGAUUUCGAAGAGAAGAAAAAGUUUUACCAACAGAUGAAGAAAGAGCAGGCAGAGGAGGGCAAGGGAGGAAAGGUUAAAAAGAAGAAAGAUAAGCCAUUAACAAUGUCCUUAGAUCAGUUCAACAAUCUCCGCCCAGACCAGUUGACAGCAAAGAGUGAGGUUGACAGUACUGUCAUCACAGGCCAAGAGGCCUUGGAAGAUGAGAAGAAAUUUUUCGAAGAUAUUGACGAGGCAACUCGGAAGACCUUAGAGAGAGAACACCGACACCACAACUACAAGGUUACAGCUGGUCAGUAUGGUCAGGAAGUGCGGGCCUCCCAAUAUGAAGCGGAAUUAGAGAAGCGUGACUUUGAAAUUCAAGCUCUUAGACUAGAAGUGGACUCUUUGAAGAGUGAACUCUUACUAGUCAAAACCAGGAACAAGAAACUCUGUGAG
Cherax quadricarinatus is the source of this 644-nucleotide messenger RNA. Lineage: Eukaryota; Metazoa; Arthropoda; Malacostraca; Decapoda; Parastacidae. The record is from RefSeq and is a predicted model, not a curated record.